GUGAACUGUGUCUCUCGGAUCACCGAUCACGGAAAAAGCCGAGGAUGUCGGCUCGGUCAUGUGAUCAGCUGUGUCCAAUCACAGCUGAUCAAAUGGAACAUGUACACUGAUCAUCAGGGCACUGAUGAUCACUGUGCCCUGAUGAUCAGUGUAGCCCCAGCAGUGCCACCUGUCAGUGUCCAUCAGUGCCUUGUGUCAGUGCCCAUCAGUGUCACAUCAAUGCCACAUAUCAGUGCCUACCAGUGCACAUCAAUACCACAUAUCAGUGCCCAUCUGAGCUGCCUUUCAGUGUCACCCAUCAGUGCCAGUCAGUGCCACCUAUCAAUGUCAAUCAGUGUUGCAUGACCACGCAAUUGUCAUU
Messenger RNA from Staurois parvus, 361 nucleotides. NCBI's taxonomy places the organism in Eukaryota, Metazoa, Chordata, Amphibia, Anura, Ranidae. The record is from the annotation of a GenBank genome assembly.